Papaver somniferum (opium poppy) is the source of this 1717-nucleotide messenger RNA. Its product is annotated as stress response protein NST1-like. The transcript has 6 exons. NCBI's taxonomy places the organism in Eukaryota, Viridiplantae, Streptophyta, Magnoliopsida, Ranunculales, Papaveraceae. The coding region runs from base 204 to 1502 and encodes 432 amino acids. The record is from RefSeq and is a predicted model, not a curated record.
UCAUUUUCGAUAUAUAUAAGAAAUAUUCUCAACUGUAAAUACAUGCGGCCAUUGAUGUUGUAAGGGUUCUUCUUUCUCAUCCACACACACAGAAGAAUGAUUUUACACGAAAGAAGAUGAAGAUGAAGAUGAAGAAUAGAAGCAACCAUGUUCCCUAGAUUUUGAUUACUCUAAUCACUCGAAUCGGAUGCUCAUAUAUAGCUAUGGCUGUCAUGUUGGAACAAGCAGUUUUGGACCGGAAGGAAGAAAAUAUCAAGAUGCAUUCCGAUAUUCACGGUUUGCAUGAAUCCACACAAGAUUUGCAGAGAAUGGAUUCAGAACUCGAUGCUCAUGAACGCGAAUUCCUACUAGGUUAUUACAUUAGCUGUAUUAAACUUUAUGGAGCCAAAAAGAAAUUAUUCAAGAUGAAAGCUACAUUGUUGUAUUUUUUAAAGUCACACAUGAAAAUUACGUUAUUGGAGUUUUGCAAGUCACAGAUGCAAGCUACAAUGUUGGAAUUCCAUAAGUUCCAGAUGAAAGCUACAACGUUGGAGUUUUACAAGUCACAGAUGAAAGCUACAAUGUUGGAUUUGUGUAAGUCGCAGAUGAAACCUACAAUGCUGGAUUAUUUACAGUCUCUUGUCGAUCUUAAUCUUCCAGAGGAAUGUAAAAGCUGGCUGGUUGAAACUGAUGGCAUCACGGAUGCAUAUGAUGACGCUAAGAAGUCCUUCAAGAAAAACAAAAAGAAAAAGAAAAAGGUGAAAAAAAAUUACAUGAAAUUACAAGAGGAGGUAGUUGGAGUAUUGACAGAUGACGACGAGUCCAAAGACGAAGAAUUCCAGUCCGAAGAGUCGGAAGACGAAGAACUCCAGUCCGAAGACGAAGAAUUCCAGUCCGAAGGGUCCGAAGACGAAGAACUCCAGUCCGAAGAGUCGGAAGACGAAGAGUUCCAGUCCGAUGAGUCCGAAGACGAAGAAUCGACAGAUGACGACGAGUAUCCAUAUACUGAUAUGGAUUCAUUCUCAUCAAUGAUAAAACGCUUAGAGGUUAUGGAGGAUGAAAUUGAGAAGAAGUUGGACAAUUUAAGGAAGGCGAAUGCAAGCCAAAACCUUGCUUGGACGAGAUAUGGAUGCAAAGUAUUAUUCAAGAUGAAAGCUACAGUGUUGGAAUUUUCAAAGUCACAGAUGAAACCUGCUAAGGUGUUGGAUUUCUUAACGUCUGCUGGCGCUCUUGAUCUUCCAGAGGUAUGUAAAAGCUGGUUGCUUCAAAAAGCAGCUGAAAGGGACAUGGUCAGAGCAUAUCAUGAUGCUAAAAAGUCUUUAAAGAAAAACGAAGAGUGUGAAAAGUUUCACAUCAUGAGAUUACAAGAGUUACUAGGAGUUGAGUACCAAGAAGAUGGCAAAUAUGCAUAUAUGACUGAUAUGAAUUCAUUCACGUCCAUAAUGAAACACUUAGAGGUUAUGGAGGAUGAAAUUGAGAAAAUGUUGGAAAAACGUAAACGAAAGCCGAAACCCUGCUCGUAAGAGAGAUACGGACGCGAAGUAAAAGAGUAGGAACGCAUUCAUGUAAAACAUUGAUAAAUUUUCUAUAUGUGGUGUGCUACAUUCACUUACAUAAUAGGUCAGUAUAAAGGAGUGACCUACAUGGCUCUUGUAUUACUGUUUUCUGCCAGAUACCGUCUUUUUUACGGCUCCAACUGAGACUAAAAACUGAUCAAGUGAAGACAGUGUUUUCAUAU